CGUUAUUAAAUGGUAUCAGUCACAUAUAUGCGUUUUCGCCGCACAACCGGAUGCAACCGCAUCCUGCUGCCGCAGCGCAGGAUGACAUGACAACCACAAUGACAUGAAAGCACGUGUUGUUGCACGGUGGUUGUCAUCCAAUUUGUCAUCAGUUGUCACACUGAGCGUUGCAACCUGGUGUUUUCUUGGGUUUACAAUGUUUGAUGUCAGCUUAUUCAUCGAGUGCGUGCAUGCAAAAACUGCACUGUGGGAGAAACAAUGUAAAGAGUAUGGAGAUAAAAACUGUAGGGAGAAAGCAUGGGUAGAAAUUGGAGAAACAGUGUAUAAGAAUUGGAUGGAGCUUGAUUCAAUGGAGAGAGAUGAGAAAGUAAAGGAAAUGAAGAAUAAAUGGCGACAUGUUAGAGAUAAUUACUAUAAGUUUAUGAACCAAGGCAAGAGUGGUGAUGCUGCUCCCAAUAAGAAAAAAAAAUACAUAUAUGCGGACUCUCUCACGUUUCUGCAAAUCACAAUGAAGAAACGAAACACGUCCGGAAAUAUCCCUAAAAACCUUGGAGCUGAAGAGAAUGAGGAAGAUGAAGAAGGUGUAAAUACGGAGGACAGCCAAGAACCGGAUGAGGUGGAAGAUGCAGCAGGUGUUGCUAACGAAAUCCGACGUCCAAAAGCUACUUCAAUUAGGGAACGACAACGUAGAGUACACAACCUUACGCCUUUUCAAAAUCAGCUACUAAAGAGAUUAGAUAAUAGCUGCAGCAAACACAUAGAAGAUGAUGCAGACAAGUCAUUUUUAAUGUCUCUUCUUCCUGAUUACAAACAGUUGAACGCUGAAGAGAAAUUAGAUUUUAAAUUUAUGACUCUACAGUUUUUUCGAGACCUUCAACAAAUGAAAAAUAAUUCAACUCCGCUUGCUUCAAUGAAUGCUACUUAUCAGUUCUCAAAACAUUUUCUUGACCAUUCACAAUAUCAUCUACCGCCUCAAGUUGCCCAAACUUUUAAUCAAUCAACUCAUACUCAACCACGUCCAUCAUUUGUUCAUACUCCUCUCAUAUCCCCACAGAACUCUCAACAGUCAAGUGAGUCAUGUAUGUCUCACAGAUCAAUGUACGAGUUGUAAUAUGACUAUG
Photinus pyralis (common eastern firefly) is the source of this 1121-nucleotide messenger RNA. RefSeq lists its product as uncharacterized. The record is from RefSeq and is a predicted model, not a curated record. Gene Ontology annotation, cellular component: transcription regulator complex; nucleus. The transcript has 2 exons. NCBI's taxonomy places the organism in Eukaryota, Metazoa, Arthropoda, Insecta, Coleoptera, Lampyridae. Gene Ontology annotation, molecular function: DNA binding. Bases 104 to 1111 code for a protein of 335 amino acids. Gene Ontology annotation, biological process: regulation of transcription by RNA polymerase II.